Messenger RNA from Fraxinus pennsylvanica, 1365 nucleotides. Lineage: Eukaryota; Viridiplantae; Streptophyta; Magnoliopsida; Lamiales; Oleaceae. The record is from the annotation of a GenBank genome assembly.
AUGAAGCGGAGAGAAGCGGUGGCGGCGGUGCUGCCAGUGCCGGAACAAGUUUUGCCCAUGUCAAACCUAGAUUUGCUCCUACCACCCCUAGAUUUUGGAAUUUUCUUAUGCUACAAGAAAAGUAGCAAUUACACUGAGCAAAGUCAGUCGCCUGAAAGUAUGGUGACUGUUAUAAAGAAAGCUCUUGCUCAAGCACUAGUGCCCUUCUACCCAUUUGCCGGAGAAAUCGUGCAGAACCACCUUGGCGAGCCUGAGCUUCUCUGUAACAACGCCGGGGUAGAUUUUGUACAUGCAUAUGCUGACAUAGAGCUCAAAGAACUGGACUUUUAUCACCCGGAUUUAUCUGUUCAUGAAAAGCUCGUUCCCGUUAAGAUUCGUGGCGUGCUUUCAGUUCAGGUGACCGAGUUAAAUUGUGGUGGAUUAGUGAUUGGAUGCACAUUUGAUCACCGGGCUGCGGAUGCCCACUCUGCCAACAUGUUCCUCACUGCAUGGGCUGAGAUCUCUCUGGACAAGCCAACAACCCACAUCCCAUUUUUUCGACGUUCACUUUUCGUUCCGCGCUGCCCUCCACAACAUGAUGAAUCAAUUGAUAAAAUGUAUGUAUUAUUAUCAUCUAUACCCCCACCUCCAAAGGAAAUCGAGGUAAGUAAUGAUCACCUAUUAAGCCGAAUAUAUUACAUAAAAGCCGAACAAAUCGAUCGCCUCCAAUUUCAAGCCAGUGAAAAUGGAACCAGAAGAAGCAAAAUGGAGUCAUUUAGUGCAUUUUUAUGGAAAACAAUAGCCGAGGGAGGAAAUGACCUUUCCAAGGCAGUAAAAUUGGGCAUUGUAGUCGAUGGAAGAAAAAGAUUGGAAGGAAGGGAAGAGAAGAAUUUGUCAUUACAAAACUAUUUUGGAAAUGUUCUUUCGAUUCCUUACACAGAGGUAAGCGUUGGCGAACUGAAGUCAAUGACGCUCCAAAUGGCUGCAGAUUUGGUGCACUCCUGCGUAGAGUCUGCUGCAACAGAGGAGCAUUUUUCUGGGCUCAUCGAUUGGGUAGAACUCCAUAGGCCAAAGCCGGCGAUUGUGAAGGUGUACUGUGCAGAUGCUAAUAAUGAAGCCGCCAUUGUUGUAUCCUCCGGACAACAUUUUCCCGUGACGAAAUUGAACUUCGGAUGGGGAAUUCCAGCGUUCGGGUCAUACCAUUUUCCGUGGGGAGGCCAAACUGGGUAUGUGAUGCCAAUGCCAAUGCCAAGCGUGAGAGAGAAUGGAGAUUGGGUUGUUUAUAUGCAUCUUAUGAAGAAGCACUUAGAUUUGGUUGAGACAAAGGCAUUUGAUGUGUUUAGGCCUUUUGAUUCUUCUCAUUUGAAACUUGCAGUUGAUGAUUGA